Molecule: messenger RNA, 2893 nt
Organism: Python bivittatus (Burmese python)
Lineage: Eukaryota; Metazoa; Chordata; Lepidosauria; Squamata; Pythonidae
Source: RefSeq, a predicted model, not a curated record
CUCAUUGCGUUCUGUAUCCUGCGCAGGCACCGAGGAAGCCGUACGAUGACCAAAGUAGCGACGAGAGGCCUGGUUUUGCGGAAAGCCGUUCUGCGGCAGCCACCAUGCUGACUUUGCCCGGCUCCUGUGGCUUGUUGGCUGGCUUGGAGGUCCCCACCGUUGAGAGGCUGGGCUGAAGGUGCCACUUCUCCUCCUCCUCCUCCCCAUCUCUCGCUGGACGGCUUCCGUUGUUUGGCUCACCAUGGGAGGAUGUUUCUCCAAACCCAAACCAGGACCGAAUAACUUGCCUGUAAGCGUUUUAAAAGACUUGGCUGAGGAGCUCUCUGCGCCCCUGAGACUGAUUUUUAAUAAAUCUUGGAGUACUGAGGAUGUUCCAGAGGAGUGGAAAACAGCUGAAGCCAGUGUGCCAGUGUUUAAAAAAAGUAAACGGAAUGAGCUCGUGGAGGUGAAAAUCGAGGUGGUGCUGCCGGAGAAAGAGCGCGUCAAAGAGGAGACGUCGCCCAACGGGAAGGCCAGCCCCAUCAUUUACAAGGCCAACGGCACCUCGCGGCACUACCAGCUGGAGGAGCACCCGGUCGCCAUCAACCCGUACCGGAACGUGAAGGACGUGGUGGAGGCCUCUGUCUGCCACGUGAAGGACCUGGACAACGGACAGAUGCGAGAAGUCGAUUUGGGCUGCGGGAAGGCUCUGCUGGUGAAAGAAAAUGGAGACUUUUAUGCUGUGGGUCAUAAAUGUCCUCACUAUGGUGCCCCGCUGGUGAAAGGGGUCUUGUCCAAAGGCCGGGUCCGUUGCCCGUGGCACGGGGCUUGCUUUAACAUCGGCACCGGCGAUAUCGAAGACUUUCCAGGGCUGGACAGUCUCCCCAAGUUCCAGGUGAAAAUUGAGAAGGAGAAAGUGUACAUUCGAGCAAGCAAGCAGGCCCUUCAGGCUCAGAAGCGGACUAAGGUGAUGGCGAAAUGCAUCUCGCUGAGCAACUACAGCAUCAGCAGCACCAAUGUGCUCAUCAUUGGGGCAGGUCCUGCUGGGCUGGUGUGUGCAGAGACGCUGCGCCAAGAGGGCUUCUCGGACAGGAUUGUGAUGUGCACAAUUGAUCGACAUUUGCCCUAUGACAGGCCCAAGCUGAGCAAGUCAAUGGAUUCCCACGCUGACCAGAUCGCUCUGCGUCCUAAAGAAUUCUUCCGCACGAACGACAUUGAGGUCCUGACCGAAAUGCAGGUGGUGGCAGUAGAUGUCAAGAACAAGACGGCCAUUUUCAAGGAUGGGUUUAAGAUGGAGUACAACAAGCUGCUUCUUGCAACAGGAAACACACCCAAAACGCUCAGCUGCAAAGGCAAAGAAGUGGAGAACGUUUUUACCAUCCGGACUGUGGAGGACGCCAACCGGGUGGUCAAAGUGGCCGCCGGCAAAAAUGCGGUGGUGGUGGGCGCCUCUUUCCUUGGGAUGGAGGUGGCUGCUUACCUUUCGGAGAAGGCUCACUCGGUCUCUGUGGUGGAGCUGGAAGAAGUGCCCUUCAAGAAGUCCUUUGGGGAGAAGGUUGGACGCGCCCUCAUGAAGAUGUUUGAAAACAACCGAGUGAAAUUCUACAUGCAGACCGAAGUGUCGGAGCUGCGGGAACAGGAGGGCAAGCUAAAGGAGGUGGUGCUGAAAAGCGGAAAGGUUCUCCGGGCAGACGUCUGCGUCAUCGGCAUAGGAGCCACUCCAGCUACCGGAUUCUUGAAGCAGAGCGGCGUCCAUCUCGACUCUAAAGGUUACAUUGUGGUGAACAAGAUGAUGCAGACCAACGUUCUGGGAGUUUUCGCUGCGGGAGACGUGGUCACCUUUCCCCUGGCGCUGAGAAAUCAUAAGAAGACCAAUGUCCCCCACUGGCAGAUGGCUCACAUGCAGGGGCGCAUAGCAGCACUGAACAUGUUGGCUCAUGGGACAGAAAUCAGCACAGUCCCUUACCUGUGGACCGCUAUGUUUGGCAAGAGCAUUCGCUAUGCAGGCCACGGAGAAGGAUUUGAUGAUGUGAUUACUCGGGGAGACCUAGAUGAACUUAAAUUUGUAGCCUUUUACACUAAGAGCGACGAGGUCCUUGCCGUGGCAAGCAUGAACUAUGACCCUCUGGUCUCCAAGGUGGCCGACGUCAUGGGCGCCGGCAGGACGAUCCGCAAGCGAGAUGUGGAGCUCUUCGUCCGCUACGGCAAAACUGGAGACAUGUCCUGGCUAACGGGAAAAGGCUCCUAAGGGCCUGGGAGCAUCUGGUUCCACUUCGGGGACCUCCGCAGCGGCCACCUUCCUCCAGGCUCGGCAAGCCCAGCACCUUCCCUGUGAAUCUUCUCCUGGCUCUUUUCUCCUCCGUCUCAAGGACCUCCACCGAAGCUCAUCGGAGAUGGACUUGCACUUCGGCUGCCGUGGGACGGUUGUAAAAGCUGCCAGGGUGGAGCUGAAGGAAAGGGGCCUCUUGGAACCACUGGGCUGGGGAGCUGUCCAUGGAGGGGGCAGGAGCUGCCCGGGCAGAGGGCGGGGAAAUGCACACGGCUUGCACUUUUCGCAGGCUGGCACAUGGCCCAAAGAGUCAGCUGCCAAGGGUGCUUUGGAACAGGGCAUAGCUUCCUUGGGAUGCUGCCUGGCCCCCAUCUUUGACAGCCCUUCCCCUUUCUCCCGAGGCGAGCCCUUCCCUGCUUUUUCCUGCAGCACCCUGCGCCAAAAUGCCUGUUUGUCUUCUUGCGCCAAUGGGAAGGUCCCUUGGACAACUGGAAAUGAGAAUGCGGCCUGAGCAGCUUCCUUUCCUUGCUCCACUGUGUCUGGACCAUCCUUGGUCUGCUGGGAUCACGGGAACCUGCACAUCAUUCCCCGGUUCCAUCUCCCAUUUUUCUUGCCAAACCUGGUGGCGCACUUUAGAUUCAGGAC